Molecule: messenger RNA, 810 nt
Organism: Oncorhynchus tshawytscha (Chinook salmon)
Lineage: Eukaryota; Metazoa; Chordata; Actinopteri; Salmoniformes; Salmonidae
Product: succinate dehydrogenase assembly factor 2, mitochondrial
Exons: 4
Coding region: 129-620 (163 amino acids)
Biological process (GO): mitochondrial electron transport, succinate to ubiquinone; protein-FAD linkage; mitochondrial respiratory chain complex II assembly
Cellular component (GO): mitochondrion
Source: RefSeq, a predicted model, not a curated record
UGUGUCCCCCUGUUAUUAUGUGACUGUCUUUAGCUAGCAGGGACUUGUCAAUUUUGGGCCACCGGCUGCUCUCGAGUCAACAAGAACAGUCACAUCAGGAUUCAGCAGUCACAAAUAAGAAGGACACAAUGCUGUCUGCUUUCGUUGCUAAAAGACUGGUAAAUGGGGUAUGCCAGGCGUCAUGGAGACCAGCUGUGGCAGAACUAGUAACUACAAGGGGUUACAAAGGAGAGGCACCUGAUGACUCUAGGGGUGACCUAAUUGAGAUCCCCCUGCCCCCAUGGACAGAGAAGGAUGGCGAGACCAUGGACAUCAAGAGACGGCGCCUGCUCUUCCAAAGCCGAAAGAGGGGCAUGCUGGAGAAUUGCAUAUUGCUCAGCCUGUUUGCCAAACAAUAUCUUAAUACAAUGACCGAGCACCAGUUAAGACAGUAUGACAGACUGAUCAAUGAGCCUAGCAACGACUGGGACAUCUACUACUGGGCAACAGAGGCCCAGCCUGUACCUGAUGUGUACACAGGUGAAAUCAUGGACCUACUGAAGGAGUUCACUAAGAACAAAGAUCAGGAACAGAGGCUGGACGCACCCAACCUGGAAUACCUGGACAAGGGGAGCCAGUGAAGCCUGGCUGACACAUCCCUCUCAGGGUGUUUUCACAUAUAGUCUUCUUUAACAUAACUGAUCUCAGUCCUCUUUAAAGUGAACUCUGGGGUAAAAAAAAGAAGAAGCAAAAGGUCUCAGUUCUCUUUGUAUUCACAUUGCCCAUGCCUUUAAAUGAGGACUCAGCUUUUUUGCCAGUUCACUUCACCUA